GGUGUUACCAGGAGACGCAAAGAGGCGGGGGGAGGGGAACGUUAUUGUGGCGAACCUGUAGAGGGCAGCACGGUUGUGGAGAACUAACGAGAGAGAGAACGAGAACCACGGAGUGAGCCCCCGUCUCCUUGGGGGCAGGCGGACUGGUGGGUCGGUGGGAGGUACCCUCUGUCUUCCUGGAGGUAGAUUUGUGGCUUCCUCGACCCGCCCCGCCGCCUUUGAGCUGCCGCCAUCCUCUGGUCCAGCUGCUCACUGGGGCUGCCUGGCUUGACAGGGGAAAGGAGGUGAAGUCGCGGGUCAGGCUGAGCAAGCGAGUUGAUAAGCCCGGAGAAGACAGAGAAAGGGAGAAGGAAGGAAAGAAAGAAAAAAACAGACAGAUAUAUUGCUGGAGCGGACAGUUUAAUUGCCGUUAUGGCCUCUAGAAGGUGCUGUGGGCGCAGGAGGAGAAAAACAGAGUUUCAAACAAAGAAGGUGACAACAAAAGAAGAGCUUGUGUUAGGACUAGGAGAUCCAUUUUCUGAAAGUGACAGAAUUUCAAGAUCAGAAGACAGUUGUAAGAGCAAAGACAAAACCAUCCAAAAGCUGCAAUCAGAGGUUGAACAUCUGAAAACAAGAAAUCUUGACCUGGAGAAACAUGUAAUGAAACUACUUGAUAGAAAGGUGGACGUAACGACUCGCGUGGACAAUUUGGCCAGUAAGAAUGAAUAUCUGUGUAAAGAACUCACUCAUGUAGACAAGUUAGCUGGACAGCUGGAAAAAGAAAAAGAAAUUGUUUUGGAUAGUGCUGACAAGGAACUGUCAGAAGCCAAGUCUCAGAUUAAAUGCCAGCACAAUACUAUAAGGAGACUAGAACAUACCAUCAACGUUCUUAAAUCUGCUGCUUUGGACACCGAAAAAUCACAAAAGAGGUAUCCCUCAAGGCUUGACAAAUUUAUAAAGACAUUGGAAGAAGACCGGGAUCGUUAUAAAACUGAAGCUGAGCAUUUGAAGACAAUGCUUCGAAAUACAUCUUUCUGUCCUAGGCUCAGUCCCUCUCGUUCUGUUUCAAAGACUUCUUCCUCCAUUCAGGGAUAUAACUUAGAUCCAGAACUUUUGCCAAUCUUGAAAGAACGUGAAGAACUUAAGUCAAUGCUGGAAAAAUAUGAACGUCAUAUGGCAGAAAUUCAGGGCAACAUCAAGGUUCUCACAGUAGAGAGAGACAAAAUUAUUUCUCUUUAUGAUCAGGCACAGGAAGAAAUUAGUGAACUGCGGAAACAAGCUAUCAAAAUCCCCAAUGCUUCUAAAAAUGCAAUGACUGCUCAGGCUAUCUUGAGGCGUGUGGAGACAGAAAGGGAUGCAGCUAUUUGUGAUUUUCGAAGGAUGGCCACAGAACGUGAUAGUUUGAGAGAGAGGUUAAAGAUUGCUCAAGAUACUGCAUUUCAUGAGAAAGCUCACCUGGAACAAAGAAUCGAAGAGCUAGAGUCAAAUGUUCAAAGUCUUGACAAUGAACGGUUAGAACAAAUAUCAAAAAUGGCUUUGAUGAAGGAGACUAUUGAGUCCAUAGAAAUGGAGAUGAAAAUAUUGGCAAGAAGGGCAGUGGACUUCGAAAGCGAGGUGAACAAACAAAAAGCAGCUAAUGCUUCAUUGAGCAUACUGAAUGAAAAAACAGAGCAUAAUCUUUCAGAAGCUGAACGACAACUUUCAAAGAAAAAAUAUGAAUUGCAACUCACUCAGGAGAAAAUUAUGUACCUGGAUGGAGAACUUGAAAAGCUUUCAAAACAAAAUCUUGCUCAAGAAGAAGACAUUUGUUCACUUAAUGAAACAAUAACUGAACUGGAAAAGGAAAAGGAUGCUUUCCAAGAUCUUCUGGAAGAAAAAUCAGAUAAGAUUGUUGCCCUUGAAGAAAGCUUGUCUAUUAAAGAAAAGACAAUUUCAGAUUUGAAGUGCAUACUUUCUGAUAUGGAACAUUCAUCAAAGCAUUCUACUGACGCACUCCGCCUGUGUGAGCAAGAUAUUACCAGACUACAUCAACUAUUGGAUGAUGCUAAUAAUGAGCUUACUCAAACAGGCAAGGAGAAAGAAACAUUAGCUCUGGAGAAUGAGAGGUUACAGGAACAACUUUACAGCAUCAAGCAAGAAAAUCAGAUUCUGCAUCAAAAACUCAUUAAGUGUCAGAAUGAGCUUGAUGACAUGAAGCUGAAAACUGACGAUCUACAUACAGAUAUCACCAGGCUGAAGACCAUAUUGAAAUCUAAAGAGAAAGAUAAUCAAGACCUUUUGGAGGACUAUCAUAUGGCCAAUGAACAGGCAGAAAAAUGGGAAACAAAGUACCAUGAAAUGGAAGCAGAUUGUAACUCUGUCCGAUUAGAGCUUCUCAGUAUAGAGGCUGAGAGCCAUAGGCUGAAGGAACGCACGGAAUCCCUUGAAAUGGAGAUUGGGCAACACUUAGCAACAGAAAAAGCCUACAAGUCACAGAUUUCUACUUUAGGUAAAUCUCUUGUGAAAAUGGAGGAAGAGCUCCACAAAUUCCAGUUGGAGAAAGUCUCUGUACUUUCAGAUUUGACAUCUACUCGGGAACUGUGCAUUAAAUUGGACAAUAGCAAAGAAUUAUUAACUCGACAACUAAACAACACAACUCAGGAAAUAGAACGGCUGCAGAAUGAAUGGGAAUCUUCUCGCUCAGAAAUAGAGCUCCUCAGAAAACAACUAACUAAUGAAAGAAGCUCAAUAAAAAACCUGGAAACCCUGUUGACAUCCAAUCGGGAAAAGGAAUUUCAGUCUCAGAUUAUAAACCAAGAAAAGGAUUCUGAAAUUCAGCUUCUUAAAGAACAGCUUUCUCUAGCUGAAGAUAAAAUUGCUGUCCACAAUCGAGAUUUUUCACAGCUCAGAAAUACAAUAACCCAACUAGAAUCUGAGUUAGAUAUCACCAAAAGACAACUGGGUACAGAACGCUUUGAAAGGGAGCGUGCUGUCCAAGAACUUCGCCGUCAGAGUCUUACAGCUUCAUACCACUUAACUUCUACAAUAAGGUCAUCAUCACCUGAACGUUGCCGCCACCGGUCUCCUGACAGGUCUCUGGACAGAUCUUUGGAAAGGAAUUCUAUUUCGAAGGACUUCUAAUUGAGGAAGAUAUGGAAAAAGUCUGAUAUCUAUUAGAAAAAUGCAAGUGCCAAACUGAACUCAGGGUUUAUUAAAACAAUUACUUUAAUCAAACUGAUGCUGGAUAAUGUUUGGAGUAAUUAUUAACUGAAGGAGUGUGCACACAAAUGCCUUAUUUGGACCACUUGAAUAAAAGCAGUUUUGAUAUGUUGUUUUAUACUUUUAAUACCAAUGAUUAAAGUGUCAUAUGGAAUAGAAAAGUAAAAAUGACUGUGACUUCACACUGUCAAAGAACACUAUCAAACCAUUAGAAACAUGAAAACAAUUAACAGUUUACCCUUAUUUCUUGAUCAUCUGUUGUAAUGGUUGCAUUUUUGCUGAGCUAUGUAAGUACUUUUACAUGAGUGGACAGGCAUACUCUUGAAGAUGAAGGAUAUUUUAAUAUAUAUGGCUUCAUUGUGAAUAAAAACCUGAUUUUAGAGUAUAAACUAGCAAUUUGAUUUCAAAGUCAAUAAACCAACCAAUCAUGUAAUGCUGUUAAUGUGUAUAUAUAACAGCAGUAAUGUUGCCCUGUCUAAACAGCUGUGUAAUCCAUCCUAAGUAUUUAUUUGCUGGGAAAACAAAUCUUAAUCAGACCCUUAGUUGGGCAUUAUAUUUCAGCUAUGAAUAGUUUCUAAUAAAGUGAUUUGUGAUGUCAAUUAAAAAUGACAUUUAUAAAUAAACUCAUUUUAAACUGUUUUCAAAUAUACAUAUUCACAGGUAACACAUGACCAAAUAAUGUACUUUUCAUAUCUGAGUAAAGUUAAGGUACUGCAAAUUAUCUUAUACUCUUUUGUUACCCUGUCAGUAUUCAUUUAAUAUUAAUACAUUUAAUAUCAAUCUAGCAGGAAUACUAGAAGCCCAUUGUCUUAGUACAAACACAUUUCCUGUUUCAGUAUCUGUAUUUUAAAUAAAGAGUACUUGUCAGCGGA
Hemicordylus capensis (graceful crag lizard) is the source of this 4049-nucleotide messenger RNA. It is a transcript of the gene TSGA10, whose product is annotated as testis specific 10. NCBI's taxonomy places the organism in Eukaryota, Metazoa, Chordata, Lepidosauria, Squamata, Cordylidae. The record is from RefSeq and is a predicted model, not a curated record. Bases 412 to 3099 code for a protein of 895 amino acids. The transcript has 20 exons.